UCCGUUACCGGCCGGUCCCGGCCCCGCCGCCCCGCACCAAUGGCCGAGAGCCCCGCACAGCCCGCGCAGGAGCCGGCCGAGAUGGCUUACUGCGGCCCCACCUCCCUCACCUACCUGCCCGUCCUCCAGUGGCUAGCUGAUAAUUUCUACUUGUGUGGAGGAUGCACAGUACCCUGUCGGCUCCUACAUGAACUGUAUAUUGAAACCUGCAAUCCCGAUUUCAAGAUUCAAGUACAUCCAUCCACCUUUGGAAAGCUUAUUCAGUUAGUUUUCCCAGGUCUGGUGACAAGAAAGCGGACCACGGCAGGGAGUAUCAGAUAUCAUUAUGAUGGAAUAGCUAUCAAGAAGAACUCUUCCUUUUAUGCACGUUUUUGCUGUCUUCUGUAUGAACAAAAUUAUCUCAGGCACUACUCGCCAGGAGAAGUGAGCAUCUCUGAUGUGCAGCCAAGCACCUCUGCAGGCACCAGUAGUAAUUCCUGGAGUUCUGAAAAUGCAGCUGAUUACAAGAAGAAUAGACAAAAAAAAGGAACAAGUAAGAGUUUGGAGUAUUACCCAUCUGUCAUUUAUCUAAAGGCUGAGAAAGAGACAUUUCAAUAUCUUUUUCCUGAAUUCAACCAGUUCUUCCUUGGAGAGAGAGUGCAAAGUGAGACAGACCCCUACGAAAUGAUUGCACUGCUUGCCAAUGACUACUACAACUAUUGUCAAGUUAUUUUACAAAUGGUGAGAGAGAACAAGUUUGACAAGGUAGAAGACUGUAUCACGUCAUUCUGGAGGUCUCUGCAGCCUGAAAGAAUAGAACUGAUGUGCUUGCCAGAUGUGUGCCAGCUGUUAAAAAGCUAUGAUAGGUAUCUAUUCAAGGAGCUGGAGAAUAUCCUACUUCCUGAUUUCCUGGAGGAGGUGCCUGCACAACACAUUGACUCAAUCAGACUGUUCAGUGAAAAUGUUAAAUGUUGGAUGCUUAAUCCUUUGGGAGGAUUUCCAUUAAUGCUCCAAACAUCCAAAUCUAAUGAAGUUAAAGAGUUUGUAAAAAGACUCAGGAGACAGACAGACCUUUGUAACAUGGCCAAGACAGUAAGAGCACUCUUGAACAACAACAGCACAGUCACUGUUCUGCGGUCAGGCUUGCAUGCUGUCUUCAAUGAGCAAUCUCUGGAUGUGACUAAAAACCUCUUUCGAGACAAGUUUCGGAAUCCAAAGAGGCGGCAGAAAAACAUACAAUUCAAAUGUUUGAAAAACUUAAUUUCUUCACUGACAUCUUCUACAGAUAUUCGGGAUCUCCUGAGCGGUUUCUCUUCAGAUCUUCAGACUUUUGUUAUUAAGCCAAGCAGGAGUAAAGAGGCAUUUAAAAAGCAGGCAUCAGAUUUCAUGUUGAAAUGGAACCUCCUACUGAGCACUAUAGGCAAGAUUCUGACCAUCAACAGGACAGACAGUUUUGGAUCCUGGCUUUUGCUGAAUUUGCUACUCGUCGAUUUUGCGGCUCACGUUUUCCAGACCUAUAUAGAGGAGGAGAAAGAAGAUGGAAAUUCCUUGGUUGCAAAGCAAAAUGACGUCCCUGUUCUGUGCGUUUAUGAGCCCAGCCAUCUCUCAGCCUGUUUUGCAGAGGAUCAGCCUCAAGCCAAUGCUUCACAGACAGCUCUUGUGAUGCAGAACCAGAAUAACUUUGGAUUAAGCAAUAUUUUCCAGAGUUCUGAGCUGUUUGGUGAACACAGCCACUGUCAGGAAGGUGAAAUUAACAUUAACUUAAAAGAAAACUAUGACAAAACCCCAAUUAUAAAUUGGGUAAAUUAGGAGGGAUCGGGAGGGCUGUGUUUGGUUGAGGGGUUUUACGCAUGUAAAGUAGAACUAAUGAAAACCAGGUUUUCAUGGAGCUGUGUCCAAUGUCCCUGAAAACCUGUAGCCAUAAAGCAUCCUUCACAUCUCACACCUAUCCCAUGAUCCUAUCAAGGGAUUGUAAUCUCCACACCACCCACCUCUUCAGCACCACAGUUCCCUGAUCUUUCCCUAGGUUUCCAACAGACCUCUGGUGCUCCACCAGAUUCCCCAGGUGCUGGCUGAGGAAGAGCAGUACUGUUCAGGUGGGCUGGGAGCAGGUUGUGAGCUAGUUGGCAAAACAGGCUGCAGGUAUUUAUGGAUCAGAAGAGAGAGGGCACUGUGUGGUCUUUUCUCACUGUUGGAAGCAGUGAGAGCACAUUCUCUUCUCUCCAGUU
This is a messenger RNA of Empidonax traillii (willow flycatcher), 2207 nucleotides long. It is a transcript of the gene RFX8, whose product is annotated as RFX family member 8, lacking RFX DNA binding domain. Gene Ontology annotation, biological process: regulation of transcription by RNA polymerase II. Gene Ontology annotation, molecular function: RNA polymerase II cis-regulatory region sequence-specific DNA binding; DNA-binding transcription factor activity, RNA polymerase II-specific. Bases 40 to 1788 code for a protein of 582 amino acids. The record is from RefSeq and is a predicted model, not a curated record. The transcript has 15 exons. NCBI's taxonomy places the organism in Eukaryota, Metazoa, Chordata, Aves, Passeriformes, Tyrannidae.